Molecule: messenger RNA, 1380 nt
Organism: Sphaeramia orbicularis (orbiculate cardinalfish)
Lineage: Eukaryota; Metazoa; Chordata; Actinopteri; Kurtiformes; Apogonidae
Gene: polr1g
Product: RNA polymerase I subunit G
Exons: 3
Coding region: 177-1208 (343 amino acids)
Biological process (GO): transcription by RNA polymerase I
Cellular component (GO): RNA polymerase I complex
Molecular function (GO): RNA binding
Source: RefSeq, a predicted model, not a curated record
CGUUCUACUGCCGCGUCUGCUGAUAAAACUACAAUGAAAAGUAGCACGGAAGUGAAGUCAUUAAAGGUCAGAGUUCAUUUUGGGUCAACACAUGUGCGUCCUCGGUAGCCAUGCGUCUAGAGCCGUAGAAACGAGUAAAUCUAACACUUUGAGUCCUAUUUUAUUAAAGUUGAAAGAUGCCCAAAGACGUUUCUUCGUCCAGUGAAGACGAAGCGGACAGUCCGGUCUCCGGGACUGAGACCCAGGCCAAACCUCCAGAGAAGACCAUGAGGUACCAGUGUCCUGCUGACUUCGUAUCAUUCAGCCAUAAAACCUGCAGCAGCACCUUGACGAACGCUUUGAAGAAGAACCACGCUGAGUUAUGGCUCAUUAAAGCUCCCUCCAGCUUCAACCCUGAAAGGUUCCGUGGCCUUCAGGUUCCCCUCUCAGGUCUGCAGACCCUGAAGGUUCCUGCUGCUGAGGGCGGGGCCAGCACCGGGGCCGACCAUCAGAUCUACAGUGUCCUGGCGUCCACGCACGGCACCUCUGACCUCCACCUGCUCACCAAGGCCCACCCCUCCUCAGAUGCUGCAGUGUUUGGGCCCGCCUUCUCCGGCCAGUUGAACAUAUGUGAGACCUACGGCGACGCCAACGCCAACCAGAACCCCCAGGUGGUCCCCGCUACCCCCGCCCCCACCAUCCCACCGGGCCUUAAACAGAGGUUCCACCCCUUCGGCAGCAAGACCCCCAGGCUGACCUGCGUGGCGGAGAGCGAGGUGGACGGCGCCGCCUAUGGGCCGUCGUCUGCAACGCUGCGGCCCCUGGUCAUGAAGAGGUUCAUAGAAGAAACCAGAGCAGAAGAAGAGGAUGAGGAGGGCAGGAGGAGGAAGAAGAAGAAGAAGGAAAAGCGAAUAAAGACGGAGCUUCCAGACGAUGUGGAUGCGCUGGUCAGGGUCAAAACAGAGCCAGCGAUGGCACUCAGGGAUGAAAUGAUGGCGGAACGGUUUCCUUUCGAGGAGGACACUGCCUUAGAUGAAAGGAGGAAGAAGAAGAAGAAGAAGAAAGAUCGGGAACGGGAGGAGGUGGAGGAGGGGCUGGAGCCCAGCGUCCGAGUCAAACAGGAGGAGGUGACGGUGAAAUGUGAACCUGUAGACACUUCGUACGGCGACGGGAUGGAUGGCAAGAAGAAGAAGAAGAAGAAAAAGAAAAACAAAACCGAUGACGAUUAACGGUGUUGACGUAACAUAGAACAGACUUUGGGUUGACGUGUGGACGGUUGAACUCCUCUGUCAGGUUUGUUUUAGUUCAGUAUGUGUUCAAAGUCCAGUCCAUCCUGUUUCUGCAGGUGAAUCAGAACCACUGGUGGAGACGGUCAAUAAACAGUUUGAUAUUUCCUGUGUC